CAAUAAAGAAUAACUGUUACAUCAGUUGAAACGUAACUGUCGGUGUACCUUUGUAGUGAAUAGCCAACAACUGUUACAUCAGUUGGAUCGGGUGUUGUCGACAGAAUUCCAGAUCAUUCGAGACAGUGAUGCGAAGUCACCAUUUUGAGAUAAUAAAUAGCUUCAGAAAAGACUUAUCAACUCUUCAUCUCUAGAAAAACACGAACUCAACCUUUCCACGUCCUCCACAACAAUGACUACACCAAAUGCCAAGUUGCAUACCAGGUGCGGCCAUCUGUAUCCUCGUCAUGCCGACCUUGGUGGGAAUUUCCCUUGCGUAUCUGCUGCUACUUAGUAUAUGCGACAACGCUAACUGGAAAGUAGGGAGUUCUGAGAAGAUCAAAUCACUAUGUCCUGAUUGCGCAAACGGCGCAGCAGUAGCUUUCGAGAUCAAACGAGCUUUCACCGACAAAUUUCCGCUGUGGCCAGACGUAACGGGAAUUGAGCAGGUCCAACCAGGUGAUCUCUACGAGAAGGGCCGCAGAGACAUAUACGAAAAAUUCAUAAAGGAUGCUGGGAAGGCUGCUGAGGCUGGUUUUCCUGCAAGCUAUGAAGCACUUGACCACUUGAAUAUCCGAACGGCGCUUUUAGAUAAGUUUGCGAGAUUCUUCGUGGAAGAAAUCGGCAAAUUCAACAGGAAAAGCGACAAGCAGAAUGAGGCGGUAGUUCCAGUCGACGCGGUCGAUGAGACUGACCAAGCCGACAAGAAAAGCGGUAAGGGAAAGGAGAAGGCUGUUUCAGCCGACGAGGUCGACGAGUCUCACUCUGCCGACAAGAAACGUGGUAAGGGGAAGGAGAUGGCUGUUCCACCAACCGAGAGUGAAGAGUCCGACAAGAGUGAAGAGUCCGACGACACCGAGGAAGGUGUAGGAUCCGACGAGUCCGAAAAAGGCAGGACUCCAAAAUUCACUUUUCUUUUAACCAUGCUCUUCGACUCUUUCAUUUGUAGGAUUCUCUCCAAAAUCGAAUGGCUCCACGACGACAAGGAAGCAAUGGUGAAGUUUAUGGAUUCGAAAAUGCAUGAGCUUAUUAGCCACGCAGGUGCGAUUGCCGAUGAAGAGGAUGAUUGGGAGUUUCUUGGCGCGAAGUACCAAUCCUUAGUGGAUUCGAUAAUGAACUGAGGGAAUCUAUGAUGAGUGCACGAGCUACACCUAUUAAAUCGAAAUAGGGUUCACUACGGUCACAUGAGCCAUAGAGAUGAAUGAGACGAGCUAUUGUCUUUGCAAUUAUUUACUUGAAAGCUGGCAGUCUCCCAGGACUCGACGCGUUCAUCCAAG
Molecule: messenger RNA, 1316 nt
Organism: Truncatella angustata
Lineage: Eukaryota; Fungi; Ascomycota; Sordariomycetes; Amphisphaeriales; Sporocadaceae
Exons: 1
Coding region: 246-1160 (304 amino acids)
Source: RefSeq, a predicted model, not a curated record